GGUCCGCCUCUUCCACUCUUCUCCGCUGCUCUGCGAGACGGAAACGCUGAGAGAGCUCGUCGCUUUCACUUUCAUCUCUCUCUGUCUCUACAUCUGCUGAGAGCUCAGUCUCCAUCGGAGUCAUUUUCACUGGCGAUACAGAAUCCUCUCCCGGCAGGUACGGCUGCAUCCUCGCUUGCCCCUUUCGCUAUCUGCUUGGCGUUCAAGGAAGCUCCAUGAGCUCCUCCAUUCCGUUCCUCUUCUCUUCUCUCUCUCUCUCUCUCUCUCUCUCUCUGUCUGAAGUUGAAUAAAUCAAGCUCGCCAUGGCAGCUCCGGGCAGAGGGUCUCUGGUUCACCACCUGCACCGCAUUUACUGUCUCCCGCUUCCAUUUAUAAUAUUCACUGCAAGGUUGCGCAUUUAGUACGUCAGGGAGACGUUGGGGAGCUCCUCUCUCAUCCGGGCGUUUGUGCAGUAACUGAACCUCGGCUCAGCUGUUCCCAUUUAUGCUUGCAUUGCCUCCGCAACUUCUGUCAUCGGAUGCUCUUUUGUCUUUUCACCUCUGUGCUCCCCCCCGUUUGUAGGUUUUAGCUCUCUGUUAGAUAACGAGUGAAAUUGUUAUAAAGCCAUGACUUGGGAUCUCUGGGGUCCUCCAAAUAAUCAAGGUUUUUCAAGUCCCCGCUUUCAGUCUUACAUUUUUACAUCAUUCAUUGAUGACUGAUCACGAGAAUCGUUUAAUGAGAGGCAUUUCGUCUCGAAAUGAUUGCUCUGCAGUUGAACCAGGGUGCAUGAACAGCACACUUGUUCAACGACAAUCUGACUUCUAUGCUGGUUUUGGCGUUGAUCUGAUAGAAGAGAAUGUACAGAAUGAGAUGUCCUGUGUGCAAGUGCUGAGGAUUUUGAUAGCAAAAGCUGAUGCUGAAAUCGACGAGCUGGAGAAGUGUCUCGUGUCUCUUCAGUGUGAACUUGCCGGGGAGGAACAUGAAGAGUGGUAUGAUGUUUGCUGUGAUACUUUAAAGGAGAAGAUCGACUUUGUCAACAAAUCUUUGAGGAGCUUAAGGAGCAAUGCCGGGGAUUGUGCAAGUGACCCUUUAAGUAUGCACAGAGAACCUGCUGAAAAAACACAUGAAAUAUUGAAACGUUUGCUGACUAAUUACCUCAGAAAAAAUCAUGAGAAGGCCGUGGAAACUGCUGCUGGAAAUUCCAGCAUGGAUGUUCAGGAUACUCUCUCUCUCGAUUCUAACAGGAAACAAGAAAAGAUCGAUUCUGAUUCAAAAAAUGAAAGUGAUGAGUUUCUUCAACAGCCUACUGAUGUCAUCGAUGAAGUCAACACUCUGAAUACUUUGAAAAGGAGAUCCCGGCAUGAAUCUAGUGCAUUGGGAGAAGAAAGUUACCGACUAUCUUUGACGAAAGAAGGUAAAAGAGAAGAUCAGCGCACUGGCAUAGUACAACUGCAUGAUGUUACUGUGAAUGGCAAGUCCAAAUUGGGCCUGGAACCGAGACACAGGAAAAAGAGGAAGGAGCUAAGUGGUCCAAGCGCUGAAAGAUCACAAUCUCCUCAUGAAGAGAUUCCAUCGGCUGUUUCAAAAGCCGAAGUACCAAGAAAGUUCAGCAUUGGGAACGGCCGCUUUAAUGAGCCUUCGAGGGAGAAGACAGUGAAGAAGAUGGUUGUGGCACUCACGGCUUUGCCACCAAACAAUAGCGGACAGGUAUUGCGACCUUCCAAGGUGAGAAGAGAUGCACCUGUUAGUUUGAACUCCUUGCACUCACGUGAAAAAGAGGCUGAAAGUAUGCUCGAGGAAGAUCUGCUCAUAACGGAAUUGAAUGAGUCGCUUGAUUCCCCCAGGGAGCUGGAGCCUUUGCCAGCAUCUGAUGCAGUAGAUAUCCUGCAAGAUAUGAAACUAGAUGAUCUAAGGGCCAUUGCAAAGGAAAAGAAGCUGAAAGGGUACCACAAGCUCCCAAAGAAAGUAUUGGUCGAAAAGAUAGUGAACUCUCUGGGUAGUUGCUGAUAACUGGUGGUGUUUUUGCAAGAACCAGGUGCGACAGAAGAGUAUAUAACAUGGUAGGUCAUAGGUAGGUAUUACGAGAAAGCAAGAAGUUUCGUGUACAGGUUUGGGCUUUAGGAUAUUAUCAAUAGGAUGAUCAACGCAUUGUAGAUCAUCUAGAAAUACUAUAGGAUGAUCGUAGGGUGACGGAGACGAUAGAGCAAGUUCGACAUUGGAAGGCAUAACCACAGAAGUUAACAAUAGUACAUAGAACUACCUAGUUUUCCACUUGAUGUGGAUAUGGGACGAAUGGGAACGACAAUCUCUGUUCCAUAAUGCAGGAUUUUCAGUUUGUCAUGUUUAGUACGAACGAAUGAAAACUUUCUGGGCAGGAUUUUGUAUUAGCAAAGCACCAUCAUGCCGAGGUGUACUCAUUUCAUAUGAUCUUUCUGCGAAUAUUACUGUAUAGAGCAAACUAUGUACAUGAAACAUGAUGAGAAGUUUGUACUA
Molecule: messenger RNA, 2472 nt
Organism: Punica granatum (pomegranate)
Lineage: Eukaryota; Viridiplantae; Streptophyta; Magnoliopsida; Myrtales; Lythraceae
Source: RefSeq, a predicted model, not a curated record